This is a messenger RNA of Hypomesus transpacificus, 3763 nucleotides long. RefSeq names its product carbohydrate (N-acetylglucosamine-6-O) sulfotransferase 2b (gene chst2b). The transcript has a single exon. Gene Ontology annotation, cellular component: Golgi membrane. NCBI's taxonomy places the organism in Eukaryota, Metazoa, Chordata, Actinopteri, Osmeriformes, Osmeridae. Gene Ontology annotation, molecular function: N-acetylglucosamine 6-O-sulfotransferase activity. The coding region runs from base 574 to 1968 and encodes 464 amino acids. Gene Ontology annotation, biological process: N-acetylglucosamine metabolic process; carbohydrate metabolic process; sulfur compound metabolic process. The record is from RefSeq and is a predicted model, not a curated record.
AGUCCCUUUUCUAUUAGUUAAAGAUACGGAACAUCGGCAAGAACUGGAGGAAUAUUUGGACGAAAGACUGCAACUCUGGAUUAACCAGCGAUGUCUUUCGUAAUUAUGGCAUGAGUGAAAUGAUACGCCACUUCGAAGCUUCCGCGCGUUAUAGUAAACAUGAUAUCUUACCGCUAUUGUUGAAUCUUCUAGUGUACAGGCGUGCAUCGUUGAGAACUGCACAGAAAUGCACGCUGAAUGUGAUGAAGCAGGGCGUAAUUUAUUUCGUUGAACCAUUAAUAUCUCACAUUUUAUUAGGGGCAGGUUGUAAUUUAUAUUCAAAUGACUGCAUUGGUUAUAUAACUGGAUUUUCUCUUGUCAUGUUAAAAUCAUUGCGCAGUGCAGUAAAAGAGGUCUGCGUUUCGUGUUUUGGAUUGCGAAUGUGAUCUCUAAACGGUUUUUGCUGUGCAUUACCUAAUCAGUUCACAUUCGAUAGGGUUUCCAUUCCCUGCAGAUACAUCAGUUACUGUAUUGAUACACUCUAAAUGUUAGAAGCUCUUGCCAAGCGGUAAGAGCCCCUCUCCUAGGUUACAGAUGAGAGGCAAACAAUAUCAACAACUGAAGUUGACAGCACCUUGGGAAAAGGAUGCUAGUUACGGGAGGAAGCUCAAAACGUACAGGAACAAUACCAAGAUAAUAGCCCAGCCCGGAAUCGUAAUGAAAGUUCUACGCAGAAAACGGAUUGUGCUGUUUAUAGCCUAUUUUUUGCUGCUGGUCCUGACGAUGCUGAACUUGGCCAACUACAAAUGGACUAAGGAGCCUCAACAGUGCAAUCACCAGAUGAGGAGCACCACUUACCAGAGCAGAUCAGACAUCCGUUUCCUCUACAGACCCUCUCUGGCUAAAAAGAGACAGCUGGUGUACGUUCUGACCACCUGGAGGUCGGGCUCCUCCUUUUUUGGGGAGCUUUUUAACCAAAAUCCCGAAGUGUUCUUCUUGUAUGAGCCUAUGUGGCACAUAUGGCAGAAACUUUACCCAGGUGACGCCGUGUCUUUACAGGGAGCUGCCAGGGACAUGCUCAGCUCCUUGUACCGCUGUGACCUCUCUGUUUUCCAACUGUACAACAGCCCCGGAGGGAAGAACUUCACUUCCUUGGGUCUGUUCGGUGCAACACUCAAUAAAGUGGUGUGCUCCUACCCCCUCUGCUCCGCGUACAGGAAGGAGGUGGUAGGAAUGGUGGAUGACAAGGUGUGUAAAAAGUGCCCCCCGCAAAGCCUUAGACUUCUGGAAGAGGAGUGCCUCAAGUACAACACCAUAGUCAUCAAAGGGGUGCGCAUUUUGGACGUGAACGUUUUGGCCCCACUCAUGGAGGACCCUUCUUUGGACUUGAAGGUGAUCCACCUGGUACGUGACCCCAGGGCAGUGGCCAACUCCAGGAUCAAAUCCAGGCAUGGCCUUAUCCGAGAGAACCUGCAGGUGGUCCGAAGCCGGGACCCGAAACUGCGAAGGAUACCGUUUGUGGAUCCCAACCACAAAGUCAACAAGAAGGACGGUGCGGACUACCACUCCAUAGGAGCCAUGGAGGUGAUCUGCGACCGUACCUCCAGGACCCUGAGGACUGCCUUAAACCCCCCCAGCUGGCUCAAAGCGAAGUACAUGGCGGUUCGUUACGAGGACCUGGUGGAGAGCCCCGUGAAGACCCUGAGGAACAUCUACCGCUUCACCAACCUGACCGGCAACCACGACAUUGAGACGUUCGCCUUGAACAUGACCGGCGGCUCGAGUUCCUCCUCCAAGCCGUUCAUCGUGUCUUCCCGGAACGCCACCCAGGCGGCGAGCGCGUGGAGAACGGUUCUAAGCAUCCAGCAGAUCAAGCAGGUGGAGGACUACUGCCACCACUCAAUGUCUGUGCUCGGCUACGAACGCGUACGAACAGCAGGAGAGGCGAAGGACUUGAGUAAAUCUUUACUGACUGUCUCAAAACUGUGACAGAGUUCCCCACCAAAGACAAAUCAUUUGUUUUUGUAUUUUCUCUCUUUUUUCUUUUUUUUUUGCAUCGAGUGCCGUUUUCCGUUCAUUGUGGAACUAAAGCUUAACUUUGAAUCAGUGUUUGGAGUACUGCCGAGCCACACUUGGAAUGUAUUUUUGUUUGUUUCCAUUAAAUUGCGGGUGGUGUUUGAAGGGACCACAACUUUUGUAUCUGGAUAACUGGAUGUGUUCAACAACGCAAGGCCUAUGAACAUUGACUUGAACAUGAAAGCUGCAACUACAAAAAGCAACUGUAUAAUUCCUGUAUCUUGUUAUGAUAACACUUCAAAUUGGAUGUUUAUGAGGUUAUUUUGAAUGUUAAAAACCUCAGAUUUUUGGGGUUACCAGUAACCAUAUUGUCUGUACAAGUGAUAAUAGUGGAUGGGAUAAAAAGACAAAAAAAAAAAGAAAUACAUGAGUUUAUUCUUUGAAAAGGUUGUGUUCUUUGGGAGAACUGUGUUGAGUCAGAGACAAUCAUUAAAACAAUCUGUUCCAGUGAAGAGUAGCAGGACAUGUCCCUAGUCUAGGUACACUAGGUAUUGGGAUCAUUUAAAUAUGGAACAGACUGUAAUGCCAUGACAGGAAAAUCUUAAUUAGACCAGUAUUUUCUAACUGUCAAUGGGAGUAAAUCUUUGCCGUUUACAAUGUUAAAUUCUCUUACAGAAACACAGGUAUUUUGGUAAUUGUUUGGAGUUCAGAUAACAAAAAAUAGAAUAACAGCAUCUCAAUUGAAAAAGACAGUGAAAUAAACAAUGAACUCGCUACAUUAUUAGACCAUGGAGUAAUACCAUAGGUUUCAGGUUAUCUACUUGUAAUAACUGACCUGUUCAACCUUAUGCCAAGAAACAAUUUUUUUCUAAAUAUGAGUGGCCUUAGCUACUGUAGACUGUAGCGCCUUAACAAAAUUGCUACAACAAAUCCCUAAGGAACAGAUUAAUUUACAAAGGAAUGUUUUCAAAUGGAUACAAACAUUAUCCUCCCCCGGGAAGGAAUUUGGAGACAGGCAUGGUUUGUCAAGGACAGGGUCAGGGAAAAGGAUUCAGUCAGACAAAUGAUGUAAAUAUGGAAAACAAAAGUUUUCUCCACAACAAAAAGCUCUGCAGAGAAGGAAUCUGUUCGAAAACACUCGGAACAGGCAGACUUCUUGAAAAUCUCCAUAGAAUAUCAAAGAAUAUAUAUUGUUUUUAAACAUGUUUUUUUAUACAUAUUUUUUUUACAUAAGGAACCGUAGAAUACCAUUCCGUAGAUGCAGUCAUGCUUUCAAGAUUUAACCUUUGACAGGCACUCACGUCAAGGACACAGCUCUUAUUAACAUGAGGAAAACAAUCUGUAUUCUCACAGGGAGCCUAGCCUUCAGUAUAUUGAAUUUGUUCUGAACACUGGCUCACUCAAGGGGAAUGGGGCACAGAUAUUUAUGCUAUAAUGAACAUUGUGCCGAAAUCCAAACUGAAUACAUCAGAUUCUCUAUUUACUUCAAUUUGCUGGGGCAUCCUUUACAUACACUGCUAAUAAAAAACAAUUAGAAGUGGAAUCAGAAGUAUUGUCUUGCAGCCUUAACCAAUAAAUGACAAAAGGGGAUGAGGCACUUAAAGAUUAAAUGGCAUACAUUUUAAUGAGGCAAAAGCCUUGGAGAAAGUACAAUAAAGGUUUUACAAGGGCUGGAGGAACAGCUGAGCAAGUUGGUACAAAAAUAACAAUUCUAAGAAUUAAAGGUUAUAAGGUUAUAAACGGCAAGGCACUGCAAUUUCCAAAAUGA